AUGACAUCUUCAAACCGCUUGGCGGUAGUUGUGGUGGUGCUAGAGUGCUGCCUUAUGCUCUGCGUACAGAUUGCUUCAGCGAAUCCGUUCGAUAAAUACUACUUCUCUAGCGUUCCAGAAUACUACGCUGGGUAUGACAGUCAAUGUGGUUACGAACCAAAGUGCUACGGUGACCAAAGUUGCCCAAACGUGGCACUGUUCAGUGAGUACGAAAAGGAAGCGUUCAUCAAAGCAGUCGCCGAGCUGUUGAGCAAUGACGAGCGGGCACAAAACGGUAACUAUCGCAUUGGAGAAAGCGAAUUCGACUUUGAGCUUUUCCAAACGAAGGCCAUCAAAUCGGGCGAGGAUCUCGAUGUGCGCCGCACGCUGACGACGGAUAAGUUUUUGAAGACGCUGGCAAAAAAGUUGAGCAAGUGUGAGCUGAGAAACCUGUUGGACGGGAAGUGUUGCGCGAACAGGACGCUUUCGUGCUGCAAUGGCCAUGAACAGAUUUCAUGUGAUCCGUACCAUCCCUAUCGAAGCUACGACGGAAGCUGUAAUAACUUGGAGCAUCCGAGCUGGGGAAAGCGUGGAAGUGCACUGAAACAUCCGUUCGCUCCGUGCUACAGUGACGUGGUAUCGAAGCCGGCUCGCAGUAAGUCGGGUGCUCCGUUACCGCAGAAUCGAAAGCUAAUGGUUGAGCUGGCCGAUUUUCUGAAUAACAGGAAUUCUAAGAGAUCCUCUUCCCUGAGCAUGUUUAUGGUGUUUUUCAUGGAAACGAUCUCUUCGGAUAUGAUUGGAAGGGCUAACAAACGGGCACACUGUCCGACCCAAGGUUUCCGCGGCUGCCGAGCGGACGGGCAGGAUCGUAGCGCUUUCGUGUCGACGCUAUCGAAUCCUCUCCGCGUAUCACCUAACGAUCCGUACUACGGGCCUCUCGGAGUGCGCUGUCUUAACUUUAGCCCGCAGGAGAAAGCAAACGAUCGGUGCGAGCUGAAGCAUGUGGCCGAGCGCAAUAUGGAAAGCAGCUAUCUCGACCUGUCGAGCAUGUACGGCGAGGUACCGCACUAUGAUGCGAGUGGGAAGCUCCCCCUGUUCCAAUGUGGCGCUACGGGACCGGUCGAACAGUUACACCCGAUUGCGGUACAGUUUAAGGCAAUCAUCGGUCUGUUCGGUCAGCUGCAUAACUAUUGUGUGGAUCGGGUUAGCUCCUGUUCCCAGUCGAAGGGUUCGGUUGAGGAACGGUGCCGUGCACUUACGAUCGGCGUAUAUCAGAAGUUGAUCUACGAGCAGCUGCUACCGCUGCUGUUUGGUGAAGAGUUGUACAAUCUGGCUGGCUUUGAUUGCGAGUACAACCCGUAUGAGGAGAGUGCCAUCUCGCAGGUGUACAAGAACGGGCCGGGACGGUUCCCGCACGUGUGGAUUACGGAGACGGUAGCGUACAAGUACCAGGGUAGGACUCAAUGGCGCCCUCUCAAUGAGUACUUCCACGAUCAUGAGUUAUUCGAAUGUACUGCAACGCUGGAGGGAGUACUCGAGACGCCGAUCGAAACGAAUCGAUUGGUUGAUGAGAUUAUGCACAAGUUCUACACUACUAAUGGCGAACGAGGUAGCUGUCUGCCAUGCAUUGAUCUGGCGAGGAAUCGUGACUCUGGGCUAUGUCCAUUGGUAACUUACAAACAUUUCAUUGAACAGAUUGCCGGCGAAGAGAGCAAGUGUUAUAGCACGUUCGAUGAUCUGAAAGAUAUGUUCAGCCCUGAUUUGGUGAAUUUCUUUGCCCAUCACUAUGAGCAUCCAGGUGAUAUCGAUGUGCUGUUUUCGGGCUUAGAUCAGCGCGCCUACCCUGGGGCCCACAUGCCGAAGCUCGUCUCGCAAUCAACCUGUUUGGAGUUCAAGCGUCUGAAGUGCACGGAUCGGUUCUUCUACAAGUGGAAUCCGAAUCUUGGCGAAGGGGCUAUGCAUCUGAUCGAGAUUCUAGACUUUACUGCACUGCUUGCACUGUUCACUGAGGCGGUUGAAGUUCCAUUGGAACCCUUCAUGGUGGACGGGCCGAAGGUUGCUGCUUCGGAUGUGAGACAGUAUCUGGAGAGUGUGAAUUAUUUGUUCUGUGAAGUAUAA
Molecule: messenger RNA, 2097 nt
Organism: Anopheles coluzzii
Lineage: Eukaryota; Metazoa; Arthropoda; Insecta; Diptera; Culicidae
Product: chorion peroxidase-like
Exons: 7
Coding region: 1-2097 (698 amino acids)
Biological process (GO): response to oxidative stress
Molecular function (GO): peroxidase activity; heme binding
Source: RefSeq, a predicted model, not a curated record